This is a messenger RNA of Diachasmimorpha longicaudata, 5749 nucleotides long. RefSeq lists its product as uncharacterized. The record is from RefSeq and is a predicted model, not a curated record. NCBI's taxonomy places the organism in Eukaryota, Metazoa, Arthropoda, Insecta, Hymenoptera, Braconidae. Gene Ontology annotation, molecular function: nucleic acid binding. Bases 2185 to 4110 code for a protein of 641 amino acids. The transcript has 5 exons.
AUAAGUUUUAACAUCGGGUAUAACCCGAAGUCUACCCCCUCCCUUCUUCGCGCAUGCGUAAUUUCAGGAUAUUACCGCGUUACCCACAUGUUCAUAAGUUUCCUACGCGGGAACUAGUUUCUUCCUGAAAUAAAAUAUAUUUAAAAAAUAAUUGAAAAUCUGGCUAUUAAUUGUUCGACAAGACCAAGCGUUCUCUUUGCAGGAAAAAAAAAUAUCAAGAAUAAAUAAUUUAUUACGUUUUACAUGUUAUUUGUGUGUUAAUUUGAAUUUAUUUUGUGUGCUAAUUUUAAUGUUAGUGUGUUUGUUGUUUUAAGUUAAGAUUUUCUUCAUAAUUAACCUGUGUAAUUUUUCGAGUUGGGACAUCAGUGUUAACAAAAGGUAAGUGUACUUGAAUAUACAAUCAAUGGGUAUCAAUCGUUGGGGAAUUAAAUUCUCCAUCGAUUGAUACCCAUUUCAUCCCCUAAUCACCAUUAUUUUCAAAGAAAAACCGCGGGCUACAUGCCGACAAGGACUAAAAUCGUCGAGAUUUUAGUCUUCAAUCGCCCGUUCCCCACUUAAAAAUUGAUUACUUCUCCCCCCUUAAAUUUAAGGGAUGAAACCAAGGGCGAUUGAAGGGGGAUACUGAUGGAAUAUAUUUUAUUUUUUACCCUUAAAAACUGUAGAUUCCCAAUGAAAUACAAAAGGCCCUAUGCUACUCCCAAGAGGUCCUCAAAUCGGAAGCCGUGGUCAAUUUCAUUGGAUAAUAAACGAGGAAGACCAUUCAAUAGUCAAUUCCAAAUGGCGGUAUACUCCGUUUAUUGUUUUAAUGAAGAGGAGCAGCGAGCAGGCCAAUGCAUAAUCCCUUUGCAGCAACCCAGGUAUUAAUAGUGGUUCCUUCAUUUUUGUCCUCAACAAUGGUUGCCUCCUGUUGCCAACCUAGUUCAGAGGCGACCUUUAAAAAAUUUCCGGAAAAAUACAUAUUUUUCAUGUUUUUGAAAAAGUUUCAAACCCUAUUUUUUCUUAAUCACGGUACAAUCUAAUUCUAUCUUAUUAUAUAAGCUGUACAUUUGUUUCCACUACUUAUACUAAUACGAAACAUGUAAUAACACUGUAUGUGCAUCCGUAAUAGUGAGGGGUCGAAAAUAUACUAAUUACUAUAGUAAUUUGAUGAUUGAUCCAGUACUUGAUAAAUUAGUCAUCGUGUAUUUCACGUUUUCUGCGAUUUAUGGAAGAAAAAAAGAAAUCUAGGAUGUUUGCGGGAAAUUACGAUGCAAAUAGCAGAAGUCUGAUCAAGCAACACAAUUAAAAAUUGGAAUUUUCCUCGAAUACUUCCUGACAUAAUUCUUCUACUUUUCUGUGUGUAUAGCAUGCUUAACCGAGUGUUGACUAAUCCCCUUUUCUAUUCCCACAAUCUUCUAUUGCAUGUUUGCACGUACGUAUUCUGUAGAGAGAGAACCUCGAAAAUGCUGAGAAUAUCCCUCCCUUCUAUUACCAAAAUUAUGCAGCAUGCUGAGACAGGUGAACCAUUUUUGACCCCAGGGAAAGACAGGCAUCGGACUGCACCCAAACUCAACAUUAGUGAUGAAGUCAAGGGCGAAAUUCGCGAUAUAAUUUAUGAGCAUGCCGAGAAACGUAAGAGUAGAGAAUUUGCAAUGUUUGUGUAGUCCUAUUGCAAAAGUUCGGUACUAUUUGAACACAAUAACUAUACGAAAAUUCGUCCCAUUUCUUCUGAGGCAUUUCAACUUUUCUAGAACGUAUUUUACCUCUUUAAGGGGGAGAAUUUAUUCAAUGUUAUAAAAUACUUUAUGUACAAAGAAAAUUCUCCUUCACGAACAUUUCAUUAUAAAAUAAUCGUUUUCUUUUUCUGGGCUGGACAUCAAACAAGUCAACGUUAUCUUGUGUAUGUAAGGAUGAAUAAUAUAUUAACUUUUUUAUGCAGGUGAACCAUUGACCAUUGAAAAGUUGCUGCAGGUCAUUGCGUAUGUUCCUCUUUCAUUUAUUAGUUGAUCUUUUGAAAUUUGAAUGAGCAUAGUAGUAUCAUAAACUUUAUUUUCAAGAUCGAAGGAAAUCACUUUUACCGGAGGAAAAACGACGCUGAAAAAAGUCCUUCUUCAGAUUGGGUUCACCUACUGUAAGCGUGAUGGUACUAGGUACCUCAAAGAACAGCCAUACAUCGCUUACAGAAGGAUCCAGUUCCUCAAAAAAAUGAAGCAUCUAAUUGACGAAGGCAAGCCGAUUGUCUACCAAGAUGAGACUUGGACAUAUCGACGAGGAACGGGGAAGUCGAAAGAGUGGCAGGACAGUGAUGUCCGGAGCCACACAGUCAGGAAUGAUUCGACUGGUGACCGGUACCUGAUCUGUAAUGCUGGCGGGAGGAGUGGUUUCGUUCCGGAAUGCUCCCUAUUCUACCGUACAGCUGUCAAACCAAGACCAGAUGACGAUUAUCAUGGUGACAUGAAUGGAGAACUAUUCCAGAAAUGGUUCAAGGAAAGACUUGUCCCCAACAUCCGGGAGCCAUCGAUAAUCGUCAUGGACAAUGCAUCGUAUCACUCCCAACGAGUACAUCAAAAUCCUACUCAAAAGUGGACAAUUGCCCAGAUCCAGAAGUGGUUGGAUGAUCAUAACAUUCGUUAUGAGCCAGGGACUACCAAAAAGGAGUUACUGGUCAUUGUUCAACUCAACAAGCCUGAAGUUCGUUACCAAUUGGAUGAUUAUGUUGCGAAAUGUACUGAUCAUGAGAUUGUUCGUUUGCCUCCAUACCAUUCAAUCUAUAAUCCGAUUGAAAUGGUUUGGUCACAAAUGAAGCGAUAUUAUGAUAAGAAUAUUGGUCGCAACAAUGAUUAUUCACACGAAAUGGCUGAAACGAUCUGGGCAGAGGCAUUGGCAUGCGUUUCUAUACAGCAAUGGGAAAACUAUUGCCGUCAUACUGAAACCAGAAUCUUGGAGGACUAUGCUCGAGAGGUAUCAGAUGACUGUAAUAGAGAAGCCUAUCAGAUCCAAAUUGUUUGUGAUGAGGAUGACGCAGACAAUGGUGAUGACGAUGGUGCUGACGCAGAUAAUUUCACCGCAAUGCAAGUGACCGUCGACCUUGAUUCACGGAUUCAUAAUUCAGCUUCUUUGGAGAUGAAUCUGGGAUCGGUUCGUCGAUCCUUGUUAACUGCGUUUGAAUCGGAAAUGCUGGCAGAUCCACCCCAAAGUGACGAAGACAUGGUAGCAGGUCUUCAGAUGGAAACUGAUUUCGCAGACCAUUCUGUAUUACCAGCGAUUCCUUCAUCGGAUUCGACAAAUUGUUCCCCGAGGACUUUAGAUCAUGAAUCUCAAAAAGUCAAUGAAGUUGUGAUGGAAUGCAGCAGGCCGUCAAGAGCCAUUACGGAUUCUGUGCUGGUACCAAUACCAGAUCCAGAAAGAGAUUCAAGACCUCACUGGUCAUCAUUGAUGGACAGAAAAGGAGUUGUCGAAUUGGCAACAUCGAUGAAUGGAGUAUUACUUCACCAGUCUGCCAGAUUUCAUCAGGGCCACGAACGUUUUCCGGUAGAGCGCAGAAAUUCCCAGUGCACAGCAAAUGCGGUGGUGGCGAUAGCAGUGCUACUUGGAUCCCCAGUUAAUGUUACACGAGAUCUUCUGGAUCAGAUCUUGAUAGAUGGUGACAGACUUUAUGUCGACUCACGAACUGAGAGAAACAUCGUCUAUCAACAUCUAUCACCAGAAGAUCUCCAAAACAGAUUCACGGCAUGUGGUCAGGCGUUUACCAUCGGUGUUUAUUUCAAUUCUCAGGGGUUUCUGUCUUCAGAAACUACCCUACACGAGAUCACUGAAAGUAUCUCAUCAAAUGCCGCUGUUUAUCAGCACGAACUUGAGCGUACAGGGUUUUUAUAUAUUUCGGAAGGCAAAACGGUUGCGUAUAUCAUUUCUCCACAAAAUCCCAAUUGUACUCGCCAAUAUUUUUAUUUGUUCAAUCCACAUGCAGUGGACAACAAUAAUCAUUUCCCUCGAAUUGCCAGAAAAGGAGCCGCGAGAUUAUUCCGAUGCCUGUCAGCGAAUGCCCUGGCUCAGCUUCUGCUGACCCAAAAUUAUGCCAGAAGGAAUGGAUGGCAAAUGUAUAGAAUUAAAAUUGAAAACAGUACGAAAUAGUAUAUUUAGUAACGGACCUGAAUAAGGUUUUUUUAGCAAUGGUUAAACAUACUAUUUUUAAUAAAGUUCAUAUUAUAAUUUAUGAAAUGUGUAACACGAGGUUUUUUAAUUAUCAUUUUUCAAAUUUUUUGGCAGGGUAAAAGAUUUGUUGUGGGAGAACUUAUUUAUUUAUAAGCGGCGGUUUUUCUAUUGAAAAACUGAAGAUUAGGGGGUGAAAUCGGUAUCAAUCGAUGGGGAAUUAAUUCCCCAGCGAAUGCCCUUGAUUUCAUCCCUUAAUAUUAAUUGGGGGAGAAGUUAUCAAUUUUUAAGUGGGCAGCGGGCAAUUGGAGACUAAAAUCUCGACGAUUUUCGUUGUUGUCGGCAUGUACUCCGCGGUUUUUCUUGUGAAAUAAUGACGAUUAGGGGAUGAAAUUUAAUCCCCCAACGAAUGCCGUUGGUUUCAUCCCUUAAUAUUAAUUAGGGGAGAAGUUAUGAAUUUGUAAGUGGCGAGUCGGCGAUUGGAGAGUGAAAUCUCCAUGAUUUUCACCCUUUUCGGCAUGUUUCCCGCCGUGUUCCUUUUAAAAUAAUGAAGAUUCAGGGUUGAAAUGCUCUCCAGGAGAUUGAGUGAUAACUGGAUGCAGUAGUAAGCUACAUAUUUUUAAUAAUUGUUUAGUAAACUUGGUAGAUCCCUUUAAAAUAAUAUCGCUCUUUAGCGCCCUUCCAUCAUGUUUUCUCUCUUUUUUUCAUUAUUUUUCAUGUCCAUUCAAGUGGUUCCCACAACGCAAAAUUAGUCCCAAAAGUUAAUGUAUUUUAAGUUAAAAAGAUAAAAUUUUUCCAAAAGUUGACGUUCGUUAGAUAGUCCACGCGGGUCUUAAUUUAUAUUGUUUUUGUGGCGAUGUGGGAUGGAUCUUUAUGACGAAUUAAAGUAAAUAUUUGUUUAUAUAUACAUAUAUUAUAUUAUAUCCUUACAUAUUAAUGAAACAAGGCAGAAAUAACGAAAUGCAAUAAUUAUCUUAAUUUUAAUUUUAUUGAAACUUUUAUAUUUUAAUAUAACCUCAAGUCUAAAAGCGUAUAAUCAUGCUAUUCACUAAUACAGUUCUCUCCAUUGAAGAAUAAAAAUUUUACAGUUCAGAAUGAAAAAAUAUUUAUAAUUUCUCGUGGGAUUUUUUUAAUUCAAAAAACGCGCACACAAUAUGAAAGUAGGCCCUUGGCGGAAGACUAGCUUCAUGGCGCAUGCGCGAAAAAGUGAGGGGCGACUUCGGGUUAUACCCGAUGUUAAAACUUAUACUGACUUUAGUAUAACUGAGGUAGGAGAUGACAGAUAUCGAACAUCAGACGGAUCCCUGGCACAUCCAAAACUACCACCCGAUAUCGUAUUCCUUUAUUUACAGCAUUUAAAUAAUAUGCGUACUCUACUGUAAUUUAUAAACUCCCCCAUAAAUAAUAAUACAGUUAUAACUUUGUUUUGGUAUAUCCUAACGUUCGUUCAGGAAGUCAAUUAGUCACACAGGCGGAUUGGUCUUUCUCUCUCGAGUGAUCGAACUUAUACUACUCGAAUUCAGCCAGAUGAAGUGGGCAGCUUUCGCCAGCGAACCAGCUGGAAAUCCCAAUAUUGGAGAAAUAUUUAUAUAUAACCGUAGCAUUGUAUAGCUGUGCGUGC